Messenger RNA from Mizuhopecten yessoensis (Yesso scallop), 2234 nucleotides. RefSeq lists its product as uncharacterized. Bases 236 to 1765 code for a protein of 509 amino acids. NCBI's taxonomy places the organism in Eukaryota, Metazoa, Mollusca, Bivalvia, Pectinida, Pectinidae. The transcript is spliced from 2 exons. The record is from RefSeq and is a predicted model, not a curated record.
UUGGCAGGCCUCCGCUAAUAUCAAGGAAUUUAUAGUAAAGAAUCGAUAAAACGUGAAACUCAAAGCAGAUCAGUGAUGUUUUCAUGAUAGGUUUCUUAUGUUUUGGAUAGUUUAAAACAAACUUAGUAACUGGUGAACGUCAUCUGAGAUAUUAGCGACACAAUAUUCGUGCGUGAUACGUCAGGAUUGAUUGAGAUAUAUACAAAUCAGCUUAGCAUCUACAAAAAGAGCUAAUAUGAUGUAUUUUAGAGGGAAAAGAAAAGUGGUUGAAGACCCAAUAGGUCACUUUGAGCAUAUUCCUCCACAGAUGAAAGCUGCUUUGAACAAGGAGGUGAUCAUGGCACAUUCAGCGUACGCACGUGCAGCAGGACUUCAGAGCGAGGUCAACAAGAUAACGGUCACAAGGGUGGCUGGGAAUGAGGUCGAAUACAAGCGUCAACUUAACCUGUAUCGGAAGGACAUGAUGCUAACGAUUAAUAACAUUCAGAGAGAGGAAAAACGUUUGAAAAAAUCCAUGGUGAAGUACCGAGGACGGAUGCAGCAGAAUCGACGAGAAAGAAAACAGAGGGAAAAGGAGGAUUAUGAGAGGGAUCGUAGGGCAAUGAAAAAUAUGUCCAAUGUACUAGUGGUACAAACAUCUGAAAUGCUCGUACCUGUAAAAGAGGGGUCCCCAGACAGUGGCAUUGGCGAGGAAAUUCAAGGGAAAGAGAAGGAAGAAGGUGAUGAGGAUGAUACUUUGGAAGGGGAAAACGUAAAUGAAGAUAGUGAAAACACAAAAUUGAAAUCCAAAAUAUGUGUGAAGAAAUUGAGGAAAGGUGAGGACUGCAACGGUAAAACAUAUAUCACACUACCUGUUAUAACGGAGGAUACAGAGGAUACAGAGGAGAAAUCUAUAACCGGUACAAUGACAGAGGACGGUAGAGAUUCUGCGACUGGAACACAUGACGACGGAAAGGUAUCAAAAGAUGACUCAAAAACAGUCAAACUGCCUGAUAUCAUAAAAAGUAAACGCCGACCUACAAAGACUUUGAAAACAAAAAAGCAAGUUGUUUCGUUUGCAGAUUUAAUAAAGCUGCAACAUACCACAAGUACGAAGAAACUUUUCGAUUUAGUGCACAUCCUCGCAGAAAAACAUGGUGUUAAGGACGAUCAAGUCGUCCUAAAGAAAGAGAACAGAAACAUUGUUGCUCUGAGGAGCAAUGACCAGGGUAUAUCAGACUCGAUGAUGCGUGCGGCGUCUGUCCUGUAUCCGAUGAAAUUCGGAUACAUUUUGGGUAAUCAUACAGAUAAUGUCGAACCUAUCACUCCUUCCUCGUCACUGGACGAGCCGUCCACGGACAAUUCUGGGCUCUCCUCUCCUCUAGAGACCAGACACUCCAGUAAACCGUCGUCUUCCCGUGUAAACUUUCGAAUUUCCGACGGUCACAAUUCUGGGGUAAGGAACUACUCCAGACAAACGGAACCAAAUAUCUCAAGUGUUCGAAGUUCGUACCCAAAGGAGAAUAUGAAAAGGAACAACAGCAUGCCAACACUACUCGACGUGGUCGAGAAGGUGCAAAAAGCUCAUUCUCAUAAACAAACUGAAAGUGACUCUUCUCAUAGACGACAUUCGAUGUCAAAAUCGUCUAGUUCAACUCCAAGGAUUUUACCACCUUUAGAGAGAAAGAGAAUGUCUACCGGUAAUGUGUAUGCACAGAAAAGUGAUGCUGUUUCAUGGACAGAAGCGUUUGCAUUGUUGAAAGGUGUGCAUAAUUUAUUUGAUUAAUCCAAUGGAAAGUGCCAAAAUUACAUAUCAGUUAUAUUUUGUGAUUGAUUUAAUUUCGUAUACAGUUUAUGGAUACAAACCAAAGACACUUUUUAUAAAGAGGGAUUUGCCUUUUCGUCAUUGUCUUCGGUAAAAAUGGUUCUUUUGAAGAAAACAUAAAUGUUCAAAUUUGAAUAUUUUAAAUAUAUGAACGCAUAUAUUGUGACGUAAACUGCAUGACAGCAUAGAAUAAACUUUAUGUUCAAUUCAUAAUUACGGAUUUAUGGAAGCGAAAUGACGUCAACCAAACUGACAUAACAAUAGACAAUAGCGCAGAAUUGAUUAUAUUACAAACAAAAUUAUGUAUAUGAAACGGAUAUAUUUUAAUUACCGGAUCAGAUAUAAUAUGCCAAAUACAUUAUAAGCUACACAGGGUUUUAUAUAUGACCAAUAUUAUCGAUAAUCUGUUCAAUAAAUUUGAAAAAUAUAU